GGGCCGGAGCGGAGCGGCGGCGGCCGGCGGCUUGGGGCGAAGAUGGCGGACGUGCUGAGCGUGCUGCGGCAGUAUAACACGCAGAAGAAGGAGAUCGUGGUGAAGGGCGACGAGGUGAUCUUCGGCGAGUUCUCCUGGCCGAAGAACGUCAAGACCAACUAUGUCAUCUGGGGGACAGGGAAGGAAGGUCAGCCCAGGGAAUACUACACUUUGGAUUCUAUCUUGUUCCUCCUCAAUAAUGUGCACCUUUCGCAUCCUGUUUAUGUCCGUCGUGCUGCAACUGAAAACAUUCCUGUGGUAAGAAGACCUGAUAGGAAAGACUUGCUUGCAUACCUAAAUGGGGAAACAUCAACGUCAUCAAGUAUAGACAGAAGUGCUCCACUUGAAAUUGGUCUUCAACGUUCCACUCAAGUUAAAAGAGCAGCAGAUGAAAUAUUAGCGGAAGCAAAGAAGCCAAGAAUAGAGGAUGAAGAGUGUGUGCGCCUUGACAAAGAGCGGCUGGCAGCUCGGUUGGAAGGACAUAAAGAAGGUAUCGUGCAAACAGAGCAGAUCAGGUCCUUGUCAGAAGCCAUGUCAGUGGAAAAAAUUGCUGCUAUCAAAGCAAAAAUCAUGGCAAAGAAAAGAUCCACUAUCAAAACAGAUCUGGAUGAUGACAUAACUGCUCUUAAACAGAGAAGUUUUGUUGAUGCUGAAGUGGAUGUAACCAGAGAUAUUGUCAGCAGGGAGAGAGUAUGGAGGACAAGAACUACAAUCUUACAAAGCACAGGCAAGAACUUUGCCAAGAAUAUUUUUGCAAUUCUUCAAUCAGUAAAAGCCAGAGAGGAAGGCCGAGCACCCGAGCAAAGACCUGCACCAAAUACAGCACCUACGGAUCCCACUUUACGAAAUAAGCAACCUAUUCCAGCUGCCUACAACAGAUACGAUCAGGAAAGAUUCAAAGGGAAAGAGGAAACGGAGGGCUUUAAAAUUGAUACCAUGGGCACCUAUCAUGGAAUGACUCUGAAGUCUGUAACGGAAGGUGCUUCUGCUCGAAAAACACAAACACCAGCAGCACAGCCUGUACCACGACCAGUUUCUCAAGCAAGACCACCUCCAAACCAGAAAAAAGGAUCUCGAACUCCCAUAAUCAUUAUUCCAGCAGCCACAACCUCUUUAAUAACAAUGCUUAACGCAAAGGACCUUCUGCAAGAUCUGAAGUUUGUACCAUCAGAUGAAAAGAAGAAGCAAGGCUGUCAACGAGAAAAUGAAACUCUAAUACAGAGAAGGAAGGACCAGAUGCAACCUGGGGGAACUACAGUCAGCGUUACCGUACCAUACCGAGUAGUAGACCAACCUCUGAAACUAAUGCCACAAGACUGGGAUCGUGUGGUGGCAGUGUUUGUACAAGGUCCCGCUUGGCAGUUCAAAGGCUGGCCCUGGCUCUUGCCUGAUGGAUCACCUGUUGAUAUCUUUGCUAAGAUUAAAGCUUUUCAUCUCAAAUAUGAUGAAGUACGUCUGGAUCCAAAUGUACAGAAAUGGGAUGUAACAGUGCUAGAACUAAGCUACCACAAAAGACACUUGGACAGGCCAGUAUUUCUACGCUUCUGGGAAACUUUAGACAGGUAUAUGGUAAAGCAUAAAUCUCACUUGAGAUUCUGAGUCGUUCAGCUGCCGUUCAUUUCCUGGAGUGUGGAUUGAGAAAAAUGAAAGAGACUCCAGUUUGGAGACCAGAGCUCGCACUAUAUGUUAUGUCAAUAACUUCACAAAUGAAGAAGGGUCACAGUUGAAACUUUUUAUAAAAUCUGGUUUGGAUGCUUCAUGGCAGGUUGAUACCUGUUGUUAUUCAGAAGCAAAGGGGUUUUGCUUAAAACUAUUUUUUUAAUGUUGUUAGCCUUCUAGUCUGCAAUUCAAAUUGUAUAUUUUGAUAGCAGCAGUUUCUUCUCUGUUUUGUUAAAUUAGGCACAUUUUUAAAUAAUGUGUUUCGUUCCUUAUUAGAAAAUAGAUUGAUCUUCACUGCAGGUUACAAAUGUGUGUGUGCCUGUGCGCGUGUGCGCACGUGUGUGUAUAUAUGUGUGUAUGUGUCUAUAUAUAUAAUGUAUAAAAAAUUUAUAGACACGCUAACGCACACAUAGUUAUUACUGAGGCUUUCUAAACCACUUAGCUUCUGAGCUUAGUUUUGGUUUUCUUUGCUUACUGUUUCACUUACUGAAAAUAUUUUGUUGUGAAUGAAUUUACAUUUUAGUCAAUAGGACUUGCAAACUGAGAAAAGUGAAGAUUGUCUCGGAAAUCAAAAUGUCAACCUGUAUAUGUAUAUUCUGUCAGUCUUGGAAAAAGGGAAGAUGAAAAUGCUAGAAACUGACUUGGAUUUGUGAUGUCCCAAUGUACUGAAUCUUCAAACUUAACUACAAGUACCUUCAGGUCAUGGUAAUUUUAAAUCUCCAUUCUCCAUGCAAGUCUCUUUAUUUAAGCUGGAACUGUGUAUGUGUAUGUUCCCAUCUAUCAAAAUACCUUCCUACAAGUCUAAGUGUUACCUGGACUGAACGAGGAAUAGAAAGGGACAGAGUUUGGAUUUUUUUUUUCCCUGGUAAUGGUCACCACAAGGAGGAAUAAUGUUAACUUCUUUGCAUUUAUACCUGUAAUAUCACCGCUACUAUUAUUUUCUUGUGACAAAAGUAGCCCAAACUAUGUCUGGAGGAGUUGUCAUUCCCUGAUACGAGUGGCUAAUAAGGCCUCCUAACAGUCCUGCAUCAGACUGGAAGAUGAGUUUACUCAAUUUACCAAAGAACAGAUUUGCUUGAGCUACAGUAUAAAUGAGGCCAGAAGAUCAUGGUAUUUGUAUGGAUUUAUGGUACCUGUGUAUCUAUUUAACAAUGUUGCAUACCAGUUGAUGUAGAGAAUGAUCCAAUAUUGUAACACCUGCAUGGAUUUUUUGGGAUAUAAAAUACAUGUUUAUAUUCCAUUCUUGAAAUCCAAAACCAUGUUUUUUAAUAUACUUUACAUUUAAGACUUGACAAAAGUAAAAUGGUCUACCUGUUCUCUAGUUCUGCUUUUUAUUUGAUGUUACCUUCAUUUUAAUGAAUCCAGAAGCCACACGUUCUUCAGAGGUUUUUAGGAUUGUCUUAAAUUUAUAUGAGGACUGUGAAGUCUGAAAGGUUUUUAAUAAUAAUAUUUCUAUCCAUGCUGUAUUAGGUUUACUAUCUUUAAAUUUAGCCAAUUAUCUUGAUGGAAAUAAAAACAAGC
Messenger RNA from Gallus gallus (chicken), 3219 nucleotides. It is a transcript of the gene CDC73, whose product is annotated as cell division cycle 73. Gene Ontology annotation, biological process: positive regulation of transcription elongation by RNA polymerase II; transcription elongation by RNA polymerase II. The record is from RefSeq and is marked provisional. The transcript has 17 exons. Lineage: Eukaryota; Metazoa; Chordata; Aves; Galliformes; Phasianidae. Gene Ontology annotation, molecular function: RNA polymerase II complex binding. The coding region runs from base 43 to 1638 and encodes 531 amino acids. Gene Ontology annotation, cellular component: Cdc73/Paf1 complex.